CGCACUUUUAGCAGUAUGGAUUUCUUUAGCCCCCAGCAUGUUCACUGAUAACUUAUUUAAGUUUCCUUUCUCUGAUGACUUACUUUACUCUUGUGAGUGAAUCAGACUGUUAACAAAACCACAGUUUUCCAGAUUUAGCUGUAUUUGUUGUAUGGGCUUCACUCAGCACAUCUGUCUUGUUUUGGGAUUCACUCCUUGGGACAUCACAGUUUUUGUGAGAUAAAUAUGACCUGAGUAAUUAUAAUUCUUGAUAUAAAUCUUGUUUAUGAAUAGCUUUUAGUUUUCAGUUUGUUUUGCAUUUUGGGACUGAAGAGACAUGUCUAAUACAUCAGUUUUCGAUAUGUGUUUCAUUCUUUCAGUAUUUUGAGGUAUUUCUUGAAGUCUCUAGUGAGCUCACUGGCAGAAUAAAAGGACGUGCAACUGUCCUACUUGACUCAGAGGGACAUUGUUUUAGUUGCAGAUAACAACCAUACACUUUGCAUCUGCUGUUUUAUCUUGGUUACCCAUGUUGCUGAACUUCAUAGAUUUAGGCAUUACCUUUUUAGCAGAUAUAGAAAUGACGUUCCUAUUUCCCAAGUUUUGUGUGUGCAGUAAGGAAUUUUUACCUUGUCCAACAGAAUUCAUAAUGGAGUUAGAAAUUACUGAUACAUUGUGCUCUCCAGGUGAAUCUACUCUAGACUUUACUCAGAAAUUUUCAGUAUGAAAUGGUCCUGUUUCAGUUCCUCGAUGGAAAAGGCAUUAAAAACUGCCCUUGGCACUAUGGAAGCACUGAGGCAAAACGGUCAUCUCCUGAGACCCUUGAGGAACUACUGGGCAAAGUGAUGGAAAUGAAGAGCUUCAACCAUCGCCUCAGCAUGGCGGCAGCUGAAUCUGACAAAGACUCUGGAUAUUCAGAUGGAAGUUCAGAGUGCCCAAGUGCUAUGGAGCAGACGGACUCUGAGGAUGUGCUGAAUACGUUGUGUUGGAAUGCAGAGGAUGGACCUUGGCAAUGCCCGAGGACCACAAGCAGCUCCUUUCCUGCACUUUCUCCUAUGGUCGUAAUGAAAAAUGUGUUAGUUAAGCAGGGGAGUUCAUCACAGCUCCAGUCUUGGACUGUGCAGCCAUCCUUUGAAGUGAUUCCAGCUCAGCCACAGCUAGUGUUUCUUCGUCCAUCAAUCCCACCUCCCAUUAAUCCUCACCCUGUUGGGAAAAAGAGAAGUGACUCCGCUAAUUAUUUGCCCAUCCUGAAUUCUUAUCCCAAAAUAGCACCACAACCCUGCAAAAGAGAUCACUCCUUUGAUCUAGAAGAAUGUCAGGAAACCACUUGCCAUAAGCGACUCUGCACGGAAGCACCCAAGAUGGAGACUUCUGUAUUGAUGAGCACAGGCUUGCCUACUAGUCCUUUUGCCCACCUACCAGUUAGCUUUAAGACCCCUCAGGAUUCUAACCAGCAAAGUUCUUCAGCUCUGGUGACAAGUGGAAAACUGUCAGCUCUUUCUGGUUUUCAUCAUGUUUCCAGUGACACUCAGAAAGUGCCAGGUUUGACUCCCCUUCUGCCUUUCGGAACUCUGCAGGCAGCAAAGUGCACCCUUCAUGAGAGUGAGGGUGCAUCACAGACUACUAUGCAGUCUGCAGUGUGGAGCCCUCCACUGAUACCAGAAGAGAUUUGCACUACCCCUGAGCUGCUCUUGCAACAACAAAGCAAAUGCAGACGCUUUCAGAAUACACUUGUUGUGCUACGCAGGUCGGGAUUGCUGGAGAUCACUUUAAAGACCAAGGAGCUCAUUCAUCAGAACCAGGUGACUCAGGCUGAGCUGGACCGGCUGAAGCACCAAACACAACUUUUCAUAGAGGCAAUAAAGAACAAUGCUCCACAGUCAUGGGCAGAGCUAGAAGCCUCUCUAACAGGGUCUGACAAAGCUGAUAGCAACCUCGAAGACCCCACAUAUCCCAACAUGUAGUAAAAAGGUGCAUAGCUGUUGGUCAACUUAUUUCUGUGCCUCCUUUUUCCUGUCUCAAACUUUUACUUGAGCAUUUUUUGAGUCCAAGACUUGCAAAGUCACGUUGCCAUUAACAAUUUGUCUUAAGAGCCAGCUGUGGGACUGGAAUAGUAUGGUGGGUUCUUGACAGAAUGGGUACUUAGUACUGCAGUGUGACUUGAACUCCAUGCUAACCCUGUAUAAUUCCUUGGACUCGAGAAGCGUGGAUGUGCUCUGCUGGCAUGUUCCCAUUCUUGCAGUGAAAAGACAGUCAUUUGCAGUAUUCUGCAAGCAUCUUCCUAUUCCCAUCUUCAGAUAGUCAGUUCUGAGAGUGCAGCAGCAGAACAGGCCCCACUGUUGGGCCAUCAUCAAUUCCAAGUAGGCAAAGGGGGUUGGUAUGAGGAGAGGAAACAAUGUUGAUGGGGUGGUAUCUUCAGGUUGUUGCUGUCUUUUCUGGUAGCAGAGAGUCUUGCUUUGGGGUUUUAAUUCAUUUGAAUUAGUGGAAAUCUGGUUGUGGUGAAGAGGCAUUCUGUAUUCAUUGCAGUCUUUGGUAAAGUGAUGAGUGUCUUAGGACCCAAGUGAAAUGGCAUGUUUUGAUGAGUAUACUUUAGAUUUUGAUCUGUGCGGUUGGAGUGAAUAAAAAUCACAAGGCUUGCACUGGAAGUGUUUGUUCCAAAGCCAUGUACAUUAAUGGUAAGAAGUGUAAAAGGAUGGUGGCUUUGCAUUUUCUCAGUAGCUGACAGAUUAAAUAUUGAUAUUAACGGCUGCAGUGAUAUGAAAAAAAAAGGACAAGGAAGAUAUUCAUUCACCAGGAUUAAUUUGACAAGACUAAUUGCAUAUUACUUGAUAUGUAUAUCUUUAAAAACCCCAUUUUUUUCUGCAAAAUCAGGUUUCUAAGUAUAAAAAAAGAGAGGUGAAAUGAGAGGAGCAUAAUGGCCUGUGUGAAGUCCUUCUCCCAUCCCCUUCCAUCUCUUUUUUUUAUUUAGAGCAAUCAGGUGCAUGUAGUAGGGGUGGGGAUGUGUCAGCUUGGAUAAACUCUCUAAAAAUUUUAUCUACCUAAGCUUGAACUUCAAAAAACCCAACAAACUCCAAAACAUUUUUUCCUCCGCAUAGAUUUGUAUCCUUCCUAGCCUGCUUGAGAUAUAGCUAACGCUACUGUGUGCGUACGAUAUUUCCCUAAGAUAUCUUGCUAGUGGAGAUCCACAGUAGUCAUGUUAGAAAAGCUGUUUUACAGAUAUUUAUUUCUUUUCAGUUUAUGUAUACACUUUACUAUGUCACUCCCUCCAGUCUGAAGGGUUUUUUCCAGAGCGGUCUGUGUAGAAAACUGAGAAUGGCUUUGUCUAAGAACAUUAAAGAAUCUGUAUCAUCUAUGAUAUAUUCCUUUCUGUGUGACAAUAGUUUCAGUUUGCCAUCUAGGUGACUGGGUAUUUUGAGGCGUUGAUUACUUCUGUGAUC
Messenger RNA from Neopelma chrysocephalum (saffron-crested tyrant-manakin), 3413 nucleotides. It is a transcript of the gene CIPC, whose product is annotated as CLOCK interacting pacemaker. The transcript has 4 exons. Gene Ontology annotation, cellular component: nucleus. Gene Ontology annotation, biological process: negative regulation of circadian rhythm; negative regulation of DNA-templated transcription. Bases 705 to 1940 code for a protein of 411 amino acids. The record is from RefSeq and is a predicted model, not a curated record. Lineage: Eukaryota; Metazoa; Chordata; Aves; Passeriformes; Pipridae.